AUGCUCUUUGAGCCCGAGGAGCUGCCCGAGGCAUCGCCGCCCUGCUUCGACGACAUCACCCUCGAUGGCCACGACACCCGCUGGGUGCCCCAGUGUCGCCAUGCCUGCACCUUUGCGCCGCAUCUCUUUGUCGAAAAGAUGAUGAACCUCAUCCGCAACCCAAACCUCAACUCGAGCUGGCUCUUUCGCGCAGACAUUCUCUUCGACGACGACGACGCCGACGACGUCAACCCUCCUCCUUCGCUGUUCCCGCCGCGCGAAAUCAAGGAUAUGCCGCGCCAGAGGACGCUGGUCCGCAAGCUAAUCCCCCGCAGCGAGCGCAGAGACCGGCCCCUCGAUCAGACGUGCACCUUCCACCGCUCCGUCCCCUCCACCCCGUCGUCAUCCUCCUCGUCGCUCGUCAUCUACCUGCCUCACGCCUCCUCCGCCGCCGACCUCCCCUUCUACCACCCCAAGGUCCGCGGCAUCGCCCACCUCCACGAGUGGGAUCCCGUCGCGCAAACGGGCUUCGUCUCGGUCCACUUCCUCCCCUUCCAGCAACCCAUACACGACGUUGAGUGUCCCAAGCUGCGCCGCACUGCCUACCACCUCCUGCAGAUCCUCCACAAGCACGGCCAGAGCUCAGCCGCCGGCUACGUCAAGAGGGUCCACCACGAUGUCAUUGUCCCCCAGGCGCGCUUCCAGGACCGUUACGCGUCGCUCAAGGCAAAGUACGCACGUCGGCUGGUCGAUGGUUGGGCCGAGUCGACGGAUCCUGUAAAGCAUGUGUUUGAGGACCUCGGCAUUGCGGCGUUUUUGAUGGAGCUCUGGGCCGACAUGUACGGAACACAUGGUCGCUUCCCGGGAUUCGUUGACAUUGGCUGCGGCAACGGCUUGCUUGUCUACAUCCUCCGUCAAGAGGGCUACUCUGGCUGGGGCUUUGAUGCGAGAGCUCGCAAGUCUUGGGCCCAGUACCUGACCGACGACCCCGACACCGCCCCCGAGAGUCGCUCCCUGCAACAGCGCCUCCUCCUGCCCAAGGUAGUUUCCGACAGCACCAGUACGAGCACAGGCGCAGAACCAGACGACGCCAUCGACCCACAGGCUAUCCACGACGGCGUCUUCCCCCCCGGCACCUUCAUCAUCUCCAACCACGGCGACGAGCUCACGCCCUGGGCCCCGAUCCUCGGCGCCCUCUCGCAAAGCCCCUUCAUCACCAUCCCCUGCUGCAGCCACAACCUCGCCGGCGCCAAGUUCCGCGCCCCGCGGCCCCGCGACAAGGAAAAGCCCAAGUCGACGUACGCCUCCCUCGUCGACUGGGUCUCCCGCAUCGCAGAGGACUGCGGCUGGGAGGUAGAGACGGAGAUGCUGCGCAUACCGAGCACGCGCAACACCUGUCUCCUCGGCCGCCGGCGGGUUGCCGGCGUUGCUCACGAGAUUGACUUUGACGCCCUGCUGCUCAAGUAUGGCGGCGUCGAGGGCUACGCUGACAAUGUGGCCAAGCUGCUCAAGUCUGGGCCCAGGAGCCACUGA
Hirsutella rhossiliensis is the source of this 1512-nucleotide messenger RNA. Its product is annotated as putative adoMet-dependent methyltransferase domain-containing protein. Gene Ontology annotation, biological process: tRNA methylation. Gene Ontology annotation, molecular function: tRNA (uridine) methyltransferase activity. The record is from RefSeq and is a predicted model, not a curated record. Lineage: Eukaryota; Fungi; Ascomycota; Sordariomycetes; Hypocreales; Ophiocordycipitaceae. Bases 1 to 1512 code for a protein of 503 amino acids. The transcript has a single exon.